CGUGCUCAGGCAUAUUGUGUCACCAAUAUCAUCAAAUAUUUAUUUAUUUUUCUUCAACCAACCCCUGGCUUGUUUGGAAAUGGCUCUCUAGUGUAAAGAUGGAAUUUAGAAAAUCAGAACCGAAUGUUAGAAAAGAAGCGUAAGAAGGAAGUAUGCCACACACUUUAUUUAUGUUGUGGUAAAUCUUGAGUAUUUGGAAAUGUUGACGUGUGUGGCGCAAGUACUCCUAUAGUCUUGAAGUAUUGAAUUCAGCUAGAAAUAUAACCUUGUAGCUAAAACUUACUUCUCCUCACAACAUUGUCCUCACUAUCCAUACAACAGUUUUGAACUUUCAGUCUUUGAGAAUGGUACUCUGCGUCAACAGAUCGGCCCUUGAAGAGGCUCCCCCAGAUAUGGCUACGCUGUUUCACAUGCAUCCUGGGUAUAGAGAUUCUGCAGCCCUCCUAAUUUCCAUUCCAACUAAAGUAGUUGGACCUGCUGGUCUUCUGUACGUCAUUGAACGGGAACUUGCUGCAACUGUUCCUCAAGACAAAAAUGUUAACAUUCUUGGUUCUGAUAAUGCUACAACUUGUAUUAUUGUAGUGCUUCGUCACACUGGAUCAGGUGCAGUUGGCAUCACUCAUUUACACAGCGUUGGAAGUGAAGACGGAGUAGUGACACUCAUUGAAAGGGUACGAGAACUCUCUGUAGGUUUCCCUGAAGGGCGCCUUGAACUUAAUUUGAUCGGAGGUUUUGCAGACAGUCGCAACUAUUCUGAGGGUGUUUUCCAAAACAUAAUGCAUGCAUUCCACAAACAGCCUUUGGAAGUGGAUCUCAUCCUUGCCUGUGUGGGGGAAGCCAAUACAACUGUCAGAGAAGGAAUUCGCUGGCCUUUUAUUUGUGGUGUUGGCGUUAAUAUCAAAACAGGGGAGAUUUUCCCUGCAACAUUUCCUGACCGAGGACCAGAACUGAGUUUGCGUUGUGCUCGUCAUUUAACUGGAGGACACCAGGCAAAGGUUUUGGAUGUGUAUGACUGUAGUAUGGGCUUGCAUCGAAUUGGACCUUUCAACUAUGAACCUCUGCGUGGUGUUGAUUUAUGGCUUGAGCAGUCAGAUGAAUUCAUUCUCCAACAUUUAUCUACAUCACCCGAAGUGGAAACUCCCUAUUUCUCGUCCAUGAUUCGUCAAACUUUGAAAUACAUUCAAGAUCACCCAUUUCCUGCUGUCACUGUGUUCAGGGACAACAGACCACAUUAUUACAAACGAGAUGAAAUGACUGGGUUUUGGGUGCCUUUUCGGUUCUGAGUACGAGUUCCUCUGUACCUAUUGAUUGACCAACCUCUUCAAAUUGUUGGAUUGUUGUCUUCUAUAAACAUUCAACUUUAAGAACAAAUGUUCUAAAAUUAGAAAGACUUUUUCAUGUUACACAGUUUAAGAGAUGUGCCAAAUUUAUCUUUGAAAGUUGUUGCGAACCAGUGUACUCUAUGUGAUUUUAUAUUGUAAGUUCAGUCCCAACAAUUCUAACUGUCUGCAUUCUCAGUUUCAUUUCUUAUUUCCCCUUUGCUCUUUGUCUUACUGGACUUUUUAUUUUGUUUCAACCAAGCUGAGCUAUAUUUUACCUUCCUUUUAAUGUAUGGUCAAGAUCUGAGUAAUUUUUUGUUUGUUUUGUCUCUUUUCUGAAGAUGCUUACUACCCACUCAGCUUGUUGAAAAUAGUUCAUAGCAAAAUGUCUCAAGUGACUGAACCAAACAAAGAUGUGACUUAAUAAAAUCGAAUCGGGACCAUAGUUGUGUUAAAAAAGUGGCAGGUCCAAAGAACAAAUAUUGUUAUUUGAAACCUUGUUUUAUGUCUCAUAGCUCUUUUUACUGUUAUUUAGGUGAUUGGAUAGUUUUAAGAGAAAUCAUACUGGCCAAACUUGCUGACUAAUUUGAUGUGUGUAAAUGCAUUUUUAAUAUUAUGAGAUACUUGCACUGCAUAAUUAUUUUUUAUGUUAUGUGAAAGAAGAGCUGAUAUCUAUCUCAUCAUUGUGUUGGCUGGAUCUGACAUAUUUCAAGUCAAAUGAAUCUCCAAAACAAAAAUUUAAUGUAUUUAUUUAAAUUGUUCUGUUAUACUUAUUGUCCCUGUUGGGCAAACAUGGGUGUAUUUCGUUUGUUGUUUCAAAAAGAGGUCAGGUUUCCUUACCCUAAGACUUUGUACUUUUAAUGACAUCUGUUGUCCCUUUCCGGUAAGGGUGAGUGUGUUUCAUAUGCUGUUUUUAAAAGUUGUCAAUCUUCUAAUUCUGGAUGAUUCAGAAAUUAUUUUUGUUGAUGUGGUCUAGGCACAUUGUUGUUAAUUUUCUUUUCUGUUACAUUUUAAUGUUUCUUAUAUUUGUGGUUGAAUAUUGUAAGUGACUUCCAGCAAGGAUAGUUUCAAAUGCUUGGAUCUCAAAAUAAUUGAAAGAAAGGCAUUUUAACUAUCUUGAUGUCAGUCACUGCAAAUAUAAAUACAGCUUGUAUGAGUGCCAAAUACAAAUGCUAUGAACUGUCCUUAUUUUUUAAAAGAGAAAUAUUUAUUUUUGAACCUUUGUUAACAUAUAUUUCUUAUAUAGAACCCUAUUUUAAAGAUGUGGUUGUGACCCUUGUUGGUGAAACAUUAAUGUUAUAUAAAUGGUUUUUCCAUGUUUCAAAAUGUAUCCUGCCAUAAUUUGUAAAUCUUUCAUAUAUUUACUAUAUGUAUUUUAGUACAUGGCAUUGUACAGGAUUGAAGUGAGUCUAGCAAAUAACAUACACAUAAAUAUAUUUUUUUAGUGGACAUUGAUGCACAUUGACCUGGCAUUAAUAAAUUUUGCCAAAUGUGGACGUGAUCAGCAAUAGUUGUGUAACUUUUUUUUAAAAAAAUGUUUUUUCUUUGUUGAGUAUGUUUUAGGAAUAAAAUAAAAAUUGAUUUCCUUAUUGUCUCUAUUGUCUGUGUUGAAGUGGAAAACUACAUUUCUGUGUAGUUUGCAUAGCUUCUUUACGAGACGUGUAUAUGUGCCUUUGACAUGUGUUUCAGAUUGUUCUUGUACUGUGAAAUCAAAAUAAAUGAAAGUUGAACACAA
Thrips palmi is the source of this 3054-nucleotide messenger RNA. RefSeq names its product protein N-terminal asparagine amidohydrolase (gene Ntan1). Gene Ontology annotation, biological process: ubiquitin-dependent protein catabolic process. Gene Ontology annotation, molecular function: protein-N-terminal asparagine amidohydrolase activity. The coding region runs from base 345 to 1283 and encodes 312 amino acids. NCBI's taxonomy places the organism in Eukaryota, Metazoa, Arthropoda, Insecta, Thysanoptera, Thripidae. Gene Ontology annotation, cellular component: nucleus. The transcript is spliced from 8 exons. The record is from RefSeq and is a predicted model, not a curated record.